GCCGACAAUUAGUGCCAACACUAACAUGGGUAAUGGCUCCAAAAUGGAGUUCACACGAGCCCGCUGUUAGGCAAGAGCAGCCAAGAAAACAGUCAGCCUAAAUCAGGGCAGACCUGAAUGGGAACGCAGUGAAGAAAACAAAUGCCUGCUUCAGUCAAUAGGCCCUCCACAACCCGGCAGCCAAUCAGAGGGCAGCGACAGGCAGGAAGGCUCCACACUGAGCGACGACUGUCUACCAGCUCAGCUCGGCUCACUGGAGAAGGAGUAUGGAGGAACUGCUGGACAAUGCAUGAAACUCAAAGGAAGUGCGAGCGCUGAGGUCCGUCUUUGAAAAAAGAAAACAUGGGUCGCUUUCUGAACGUCCUGCGGAGCUGGCUGUUGAUGGUCUCGGUCAUCGCGAUGGGAAACACCGUGCAGAGCUUCCGAGAUCACAGUUUUUUAUCAGAGAAGCUCUACACAGGCACGCCAGAGUUUGUUAAUGGUCUCCAAGCUCGAACAUUUGGGAUUUGGACGUUACUGUCAUCGAUCAUCCGCUGUUCCUGUGCCAUUGAUAUCCAGAACAAAACGCUCUAUCACAUCACCUUAUGGACAUUUGUGCUGGCGUUAGGCCACUUCCUGUCCGAAGCCUUCAUCUACAAAACUGCUCCUCUGACCAUCGGGGUCAUGGCUCCUCUCAUUGUUGCAAGUUUCUCCAUCAUAGGAAUGCUGAUUGGGUAUCAGUGCAUCCCAGAGUCACACGAGCAAGUCGGAGCUCGACAGAAGAAGCGUAACUGAGUCCCGAGUUUUCCAUCGCACCUCAAAGUGACCAGCUCCUAGAGUGCUGCUGCUUGCCUUGAAGAACAUGAGAUCUGUUUGAACAUUCAUUUCUCACUGUAACCCUCUCUAUAGACUACAUACAAUUGGGUUUCGUGUUUUUAAACUGACAUUUUACACUUCAGUGCAAUCAAACGGUCGGACGGAAGGUCAUGUUAGUGAUGAAUCUGUGCUGGUUAAUAACUACUUAAUUCACGAACGAUCUAUACAUGGAGGUUUCAUUUAGUUAGUAUCUUUACUGUCAGGCUAAAUGACAAUCAUCUGUAUGUGUAUACGCUCAUAAAUGAUUCCACUUCCUAGAAUUUUUUUUUAUUCAUUAUCCACCAAAGAACACAGAUGACUCUACAGUCUAAAACUAUGCUCUUUAUUACAAAGUCUCAUAAACACAAAUAUAAAGAGUUAUUCUGUAUGUUUGUUUCGUGCUGUGAAAUGUUUGUUCGCCCAAUUAUUGUCCUAUAAAAUGUUUAAAAGUGAAGCGUUUAGAUGUUUGGUGUUUUCUAGUUUCUAAUUGUCUUUUUACAUGUUCUGGUUCAUGAUAGGAAUUUUAAAUUCAGUAAACAUGAGCACACUUUUAAUUAUGAGGUAUUUAAGACACAAUAUGUACAUUUGU
This is a messenger RNA of Trematomus bernacchii (emerald rockcod), 1423 nucleotides long. It is a transcript of the gene erg28, whose product is annotated as ergosterol biosynthesis 28 homolog. The transcript is spliced from 5 exons. The coding region runs from base 343 to 774 and encodes 143 amino acids. Gene Ontology annotation, cellular component: membrane; endoplasmic reticulum. Gene Ontology annotation, molecular function: protein-macromolecule adaptor activity. The record is from RefSeq and is a predicted model, not a curated record. Lineage: Eukaryota; Metazoa; Chordata; Actinopteri; Perciformes; Nototheniidae.